Molecule: messenger RNA, 480 nt
Organism: Linum trigynum
Lineage: Eukaryota; Viridiplantae; Streptophyta; Magnoliopsida; Malpighiales; Linaceae
Source: the annotation of a GenBank genome assembly
AUGUAUCUUGGUCAUCCUUGUGAAGGUAGUGGAUCUGGAGGAACCCAAUCUGAAUUUGAUGUAUUGAAGUGGUGGAUGGCAAAUCAUUCGAGGUAUCCUAUCUUAUCUGAGAUGGCCAAGGAUAUCUUUGCUAUUCCUAUGUCUACAGUGCCUUCAGAAUCUGCAUUUAGCACUGGUGGAAGAAUUCUAGAUGACUUUAGAAGUUCAUUACAUCCUAAGAUUGUUGAAGCACUAAUCUGUAGUGAGGAUUGGCUUAGAUCAAGUUCCUUUCUGCCGUUGGAUGAUGACAAUGAUGGUGAUUAUGAGGAUGAAGAAGCAUUUGUUAAUGUUUACAAUGCCGUUAUGGAGGAGCAGGUGGGCGAGAGAGGAGGAGUUCAAGAUUCUACUGUUAACAAAGAUAUUAGAGGAAGUGAUGAUAUUUCCUCAACAUUGAAGGCUGGGACUAGGACAUACGAAGGACAAGGAGAUGGUGGCAUUUGA